GUGGUAUGUAUCUUUCCCUAUAUAAAUGCAACGAACGUAUUUAUUAGUGCAGUUGUGUUUGAACGAGAUUCAAAUGAGAAAGUGAUACUUACUUGAUAAAAUUAGCAUUCAUACAAAAUGCUUUCACAAAUCAAAACGAUUGGUGUUUAUUUGAUGAUUAUUAUUGUUCUGUGUAGAAUCGACGGUCAAAAUGAUAUAAAUAGCAGAGCAGAUAAAAUGAAUAAAGGUGGCGACGAAAAGGAUUUUCCAAAGUGCAGACAUUUAACAACAAACAAUUCUUCGUAUGUAUUUUAUCCAAUUGAAGAGAUACAAAAUGAAGGAGGAUUUUUCUUAAAAUUCAACGUAAAAGGUGAACGCGAAAUCAACAUCAUAUUUUCUCCAACAAAUCAAUUUACAGACCGUGAUCAAAAAGCUUUAAAAGUGCUCAUGCAUGUUGAGCCUGACAAUCCAAGUAAGAAUGAUGAUGAGCCUGUCUAUCCGAGUGAUAUUGGUGAUGAGCCUGAUGAUCCAGAAGAGGUUAAUGAUGAGCCUGCCAAUCCGAGUAAGGUUAAUGAUGAGCCUGACAAUCCGAGUAAGGUUGGUGAUGAGCCUGACUAUCCGAGUGAUAUUGGUAAUGAGCCUGAUGAUCCAGAAGAGAUUAAUGAUGAGCCUGGCAAUCCGAGUAAGGUAAGCGGUAUUUCCAAGAUACAAGCUACUGAGUCACGCAAACCUGCAGAACAUGUACACUACGAAAAGAACAUGGUAUCAUCUAAAGAAUGGCGUCAAUUCUGGAUUCGAAUUACCUCGGAUGGAACUUCAAUUGAAGUUGGAAAGAACGGCAGCGCCCCGUUCAUGUCUUCGAGAGUAGAGCCUCGUCAAAUUAAGUACUACGGAUUUGCUAGCUCGUCCGAUCCUGUUCGCUAUGCUUUUCUGUGUUUUGAAAACAGUAACGUAGAUAAUCAACGAUAUAGAACUUUGAUAACCUACGAUAACGCUUACACGUUUUAUCCUAUCAGAGAUAUAAAAAAUGACGAAGGAAUUUUUCUAAAAUUCAAUGUGAAAACUGAUCAAGACGCCAUCAUUAUUUUUUCACACACAAAUGAAACUGUGAAAAACGACGAGAAAGUUUUUAUAGUAAUUUUAGGAGGAUAUACUACGAAUACAAUUUCAGCUAUCAAGACCUCCGAACUCGAUGGACCAGGAAGCGAAUAUCGCGAGAAAGAUAUAUUGUCGCCCGACGAAUGGCGUCAGUUGUGGAUUCGAAUCACCCCAGAUGGAGCAUCAAUUCAAGUCGGAAAGAAUGGAGGAUCUGCUUUCAUGUCUUUGAAAACGGAGUCUACGCCAAUUAAGUAUUAUGGAUUUGCUAGUGGUGACAGUUUCGCUAGCUGGACUUUUCCAAGUCUUGAAAAUAAUAACAUAGCGAGAAAUGUUUGCAUGCCUUCACCAUGCGGACCAAACAGCGAAUGUAAACAAAAAGACAACCACGCCAUAUGUUCUUGUAGGAGAAACGAACUUGGUUCGCCUUCAACAUGCAGACUAGAAUGCAUUUUCAACUCGGAAUGUCCACAAACCGAAGCCUGCAUCGAGAAAACAUGCAAAAAUCCAUGCAAUGUCGACGGAACCUGCGGCGAAAAUACAUCAUGCAAAGUAGACAAUCAUGUUCCCAUAUGCAGUUGCUCAAAUGGAACAACAGGAGAUCCAUUAGCGGAAUGUGUUAGAGAAGAAGAUCUUCCUAAAUACAGAAGCAUAAGCAGCCAUGGAGGAGCGCACAUAUUUUAUCCCAUCGGCGCAAUAAAAAAUGAAAACGAUAUUUUUCUCAAGUUCAAUGUGAAAACUCCAAGAACUGCUGUCAUCACUUUCUCAUCAACAAAUCAACAAGAAAUGGACCAUCAGCAAUUUUUUAAAGUAUCUUUGGAUGGUCCAAGUGGUGCACUUGCAACAAUCCACUCACAUCUAACAGACCAAUUCUGUAUAUACAAUGAAACGGAUAACCUUUUAUCAGUUGAUGAUUGGCGUCAGUUUUGGAUUCGAAUUACCUCAGACGGAUCGUCAAUUGAAGUAGGAAAGAAUGGGAAACCCGCCUUCAUGUCUGUAAAAGUCCAGCCUUGGCCGAUCAAGUAUUUUGGCUUCACCAGUAAAAAAGAGAUUUAUCAUGUUUGGUGGAAUUUUGUGUGUUCCAAGAACAUCAACACAGAUCUUCUCCGAUACAGAACUCAAAUGUCUACUUCGGGUUCUUAUGCCUUUUAUCCCAUCAAAGAGAUAAAAAAUGAUGAUGGAAUUUUUUUGACAUUCGACGUAAAAAUUGACAAUGGAGCUAUGAUAAGGUUUACUACAAAAAAUUAUGUAACAUACGAAGCUGAUGAGAUUAUUUUUGAUGUAGUCUUGGGCGUGCGUGAGGGUUCAUAUGCGACAAUCCGAAAUAUCAGUUACGGGAAACCACAAUCCAUACAUGAUGAGAAAAAUAUCGUAUCCGGCGAAGAAUGGCGUAAAUUCUGGAUUCGAAUCGCAAUAGAUGGAUCAUCAAUUGAAGUUGGAAAAAAUAGGGGUCCCGCUUUCAUGUCUUUGAAAACGAAACCAAGCCUAAUAAAGUACUUCGGUUUUUAUAAAGAUUCUUCCGGUGGUUCACAGUGGGCUUUUCCUAGUCCCCCGAGUAAAGCUAAUUUUCUGGUAUUCAUAUAAUUUCAUCAAUUAGCGCGCGAACAAAUGGACUUCAAGAUUUCAAACCAAAUAAUUUUACUUCUAUCCCAUGACUUCGCUCCAACAUUUCAGCAAUUAUACGUCCACGUGUUAUUCACAUGAGUGAAAUUUUCUACUGAAUAAUCUUUUUUCACAUCUACGAGUAUUUUUAAGUUUAUGUGUCAUCUAGGAUAACUGCUUAAAUUUAAGUCAUUCAAAUUUAGUUUCCCAGCACAAUACUCAUAAAUCCACAGACGCGUCUUGAAAUUUAGCGCACCAAAAAUCAAAACUUCGAUAUUGUAAAUUUCUAGAUGUGUAAUAAGGGGUAAUUUGAGACGCUGAGUUCAUUUUUGAUGUUAUUUUUUUACCCUAGCCCCAAAAUGAGCCCUCAAAGGGGGGUGCUGAGUGGUAAAUUUUUGAAUUUUUUCAGUGGGGUGUCAAAAUCUACAUAUUUUUGCCUUCUAAAUUCGUUUUUAACAUCAUUUUUUACCCUAUCCCUAAAAUGGGCUCUCGAAGGGGUAUGCUCAAUUGUAAAUUUUUGAAUUUUUCGAGUGGGGUGUCAAAAUUUACAAAUUUUUGCCUUCCAAAUUUGUUUUUAACUUUCUUUAGCUUAGCCUCAAAAUGAGCCCUCAAGAGUAGAUGAUGAGAGGUACAUUUUUGAAUUUUUUGAGUGGGGUGUCAAAAAUACUCAUAUUUUUUGAUGAUUUAGGCUGUAUUAUGUGAAAUCUAAAAUGUGUAAAAAGAGCCAAAGGCGGAAGAAGGCGGAAAAAGUGUAUGCAUAGUCUUAGACCUGAUACUUGGGCCUUCUAAAUGCCAAUGAGUUUUUUUUGGUAUCUCUAGGACGGAAAUAGUUUGACUCUAAAAUAUCAGUAGAAAAAAUUCAAAAAAUGUACUUUCUUUUUUUGCAAAAUCGAAGCACCCAUCAAACGAAAAUGAAAAAACACAUACACCAUGCAAAACUAGAGAAACUCAGCUUUAAAAUGAUAUAUUGGGUUAUUGCUUUUGCAUAUGAUGACUGGAAAAGACAUGCAUUUUAAAAACACCCUCAAGUAACCACUAUUCUUAUCAUGUGUAUAGUGACAUCUUGUCUCAUAGAUUAGGCAACAACAGCGCUACUUCCAGUCUCAAUACUCUGGAUAUGUAGGUUCUAGACUAUACUUAAUACUUUGGCACAAUUUUGAAUUUUAUUUGAGCACUAAAUUUUUUUGAUUUUUGGCGCGCUAAAUUUAUAUCUGAACCAAUGUGAGACGCGAUGGAAAGUUAAUUUUACGACUACUGAUGCUUUUUUGGACAAAAAUAUCGUGGACCCCUAAAAAAGUUUUCUGCUAAAUAUUUCGGUUGGUCACAGUGAAUGAUAAUACCUAAUGAUAGCAUAUGAUUGGUUGUUGGACUGAAAUGAUAAGUUGAUAACUUUCCACCAACCAUAUGCAUCUAUUCACGUUGCCAACCCAUAUUUUAAAUGAAAAACUUUCUAUGGGGUUGACGAUAUUUUUGCCCACCCUGUAUGUUUCACCUACGUAUUUUAAAACGUAUCACUAUCUACCUAGUUAAUAAUUAAUUCAUCUCGUACCUAUGUAUGUACAGGGUGAGGCACGGUAACCUGACACAUUUACAACUGCAAAAACUCUAACUCAGUCUGAACCAUUUGAAAAAAUAAAUACACCAAAAAAUAGUAGAAAGAUGAAGGUUUAUUUAUCACUUAGUUUUAAAAAUUAUGCUGCUUAAAUGAUCGCCCUCUUUAACGAUACAAUUUUCAAGGUUUUUUGGGGAAAUUUUCUCAAACUUUUUCAAAAAUUCUCCCGAAAUUUCACCGAUUUCACUCAUAAUAUUUCGUUUUAAUUGUUGGAGGGUUUUUGGUUCAUUUAUUUUCACUCCGGACUUCAAGUAUCCUACAGAUGGUAAUUACAAUAAGAUAAAUCUGGCGAACGCGGCAGCCAGACAAAAUCAGCGUUGCGUAAAAAUUAUUCGAUACUGAAAUGUUUUUUCGGAAUUGUGGCACGUAGCGCCAUCUUUCAGACGCCAGGCGCGACUCAACACGACUCAGACGAUCGUUUCCCUUCAGUUGCGGAAGAAAAAACGCGCAUGAUUGUGUACCUACUUCGUUGAGUUGACUCGUUGACUGUAUCCUGUGUUGACCAUAAAAUGAAAAUCUUUUCCAUAAACUUCGGGUUUGUUCAACAUUUUUUCUAUGAAUCGUAUCAAAAAAGUGAAUACACCAUCGUGUUCCUGAGACUUCAGGCUACAAAAUAAGCACUCACUCAGUUCAAUACUUGAAUUAGGCUUGCCACAUGAACGCAGGAUGCAUUACUCUUUAACCGCCCCUCGUAAUAUAUGAGCCGUGGCCAUAAAUCUGCUCAAAAAUAAACGUAUGAUGCACCAUCAUCCAGUGAUGAAUAUUCGCAAGCUACUAAAAAGAAAAAAAACCUUCAUCCUUCUACUUUCAGACGCGGGGUCGCGGAAGUCCCGCCUAUCAUUCCUCUUGACGCGCUGGACAAAACAAAUGUGUCAGGUUCCCAUGCCUCACCCUGUAUAAUGUAUUUAAUUCAUUAUUCUCCAUUGUUUAUUUAAAAUACAUACGUAUUAUCGCA
This is a messenger RNA of Planococcus citri (citrus mealybug), 5243 nucleotides long. RefSeq lists its product as uncharacterized. The transcript has 8 exons. The coding region runs from base 118 to 2658 and encodes 846 amino acids. The record is from RefSeq and is a predicted model, not a curated record. Lineage: Eukaryota; Metazoa; Arthropoda; Insecta; Hemiptera; Pseudococcidae.